AUGGCACGUUUUCAAGGAAAAGUAGCCAUAAUUACAGGUUCUUCAUCUGGAAUUGGAGCCGUAACAGCUAUAUUAUUUGCUAUAGAAGGAGCUGAGGUCACAAUCACAGGAAGAAAGCAGCAUGGUCUCGAGGCCACCAAGAAAGCCAUUCUUAAAGCUGGCGUUCACAAUGAGAAGGUGAAUAUUGUGCAGGCGGAUGUUACCGAUUCUGAUGGAAGAGAGCUGAUCAUUUCAAGCACAAUCCGCAAAUUUGGUCGUUUAGAUAUCUUGGUAAACAACGCCGGUGGUACAUUCCUUAGCCCCGAUGGUUCAGCUGGGCUGAAGGCUAGCACCGAUCUCCUUAAGAAGACCAUGGAUGUAAAUGUAUACAGUGUGGUUGAGUUGAUCCAAUUGGCUCGUCCAUAUUUGGUAUCGUCAAAGGGCGAGAUUUACGCAAAAAUACCGUAUUACGCGAUGUCGAAAGCAGCUUUGGAUCAGAUGAUGCGAGCUGUAGCAAUCGAACUUAUAGCUGAAGGAGUGCGGGUGAAUAAUGUAAGUCCCUAUGGAGUUAAGACAAAUAUUGCAAAAAACAGCGGGGUAUCUGAUGAAGCUGCAGCAAAGUUUUACGCUACUUAUGCCAGAAAUCCAUUCAAAGUUCCUAGAGGCAGAACAGCCCAGCCGUCAGAAAUCGCAACUAUUAUCGCUUUUCUGGCUGAUAGAAGCCAGUCUUCUUACAUCGUCGGCCAAACAAUCGUCGCCGAUGGUGGCAACUCUAUUGUUCUAGCUUCAAAUGCCGAUAUACCUGUGAAGGAGACAACACAGUUCUGA
Messenger RNA from Cylicocyclus nassatus, 807 nucleotides. The record is from the annotation of a GenBank genome assembly. Lineage: Eukaryota; Metazoa; Nematoda; Chromadorea; Rhabditida; Strongylidae.